This is a messenger RNA of Drosophila rhopaloa, 1142 nucleotides long. RefSeq names its product protein telomere ends associated-like. The record is from RefSeq and is a predicted model, not a curated record. Bases 51 to 911 code for a protein of 286 amino acids. The transcript is spliced from 4 exons. Lineage: Eukaryota; Metazoa; Arthropoda; Insecta; Diptera; Drosophilidae.
GCGACUUUCACAUAUCAGAGUAAAAUUUUUCAAAAUAAUCAUCAAGUACAAUGGCUGUGCGAAACCAUGAAAACGGAAAUGGAGAGGGAGUAUAUCCCAACCUUUCAGAAGGUGUUAUAGUGGAAGUGGUCAGUCGUGGGUCAUAUAUUUUCCCCGUCUCUUUCGAAACGUUCGCUGCCAGCGUUGAUAAUAGGAAGAUCGUAUUGGAGAUUAUGAAGAACGAGGAGUUGUGGAAAAUGGCCCUAAAAAAAGUGUACAUGGAUUUUUACAUUUUUCCGAUGAGACGAACCGAAACAGGAUAUUUUAGGGAAGGGAUAGAUGAGUCUAGGCUGAUGCAAUUUGGCAUUCCCGCUCCCACUCCCACUACCCUUCCCCUUCCCAAUCCCACUCCCACUCCCCUUCCCACUCCCCUUCCCACUCCCCUUCCCACUCCCCUUCCCACUCCCCUUCCCACUCCCCUUCCCACUCCCACUCCCACUCCGCUUCCCAGUCCCACUCCCCCUUCCACAACUCCUGUGCCGGAGGAGGGCACCGAAACAAGAGAUGAAACAGUUCCUACUCCUGGCUGGCACUAUCCGGUGUCGUUCCGUUAUUUCAAAUCCCACGUAACAAAUAUGCAAGAGAUUGUUAAAAAAAUGAAAAGGAUGGAGAAGUAUAAGGAUAUGACACCGGAGAUGUACUGCCAGGUGUAUUACCAGCAAUUUUACAAAGAUUAUCGCAUUAGACAAGAAAUUGAAUGUCGCUUUCGGAUGUGUCCCGGGUGUGUGCGCAACAAACUUAAUGCGUUUGUGUACCAAAUGGGCAGGCCUUCUUACUCUUGCCAGAUUGUGGAGGAGGGUCAAGACGAAAGGACUGAAAUGCCUCCGCCUGGGACAGAUCCAAGCAGCCAUGUCCAUCUCGAUGCUCCAUAGGAAGCACAAGAGGAGGACGGGGAAGGAGCUGUGGCAGCAGUGGUGACCGGGGAUCCACCCACCCCACAUACUAAAGACGCGGAAACGCAAACCGCCCCCCCAAAGUCUAUCGACUUACAAGUACUUACUGACUUGGGGUAUGACGAAGAAUUUUUUAGAAAAAUGUUGCGAUUUACCCGAGAUGUGAUAUCAACAUCCAUCGUUUGAAUUAUAAAGUUCCUUUCUAAAAUA